ACGACACCAGCACACUGAAUGCACGUGUGCAUGGAGUUGGGCCACUCAAGUGUCUCAAGUAUACAUUUUUAUAUUUGAUUUAUAAUGGAACCAACACAGCAAAUAAGUCUCAAUUUUGUAUCCUAGAUACAACACUUUGCCGUGAGUCGGCGGUUUAUGCUGAAAAUCAUUUUACGAUGCUUUGCGUGACCAGUAUUCUUGACGAGAUUCUAGUAACCGACGAUCUUGCACAGAAAAUACUGUUUUCCAGUGAAGUGCAGGGGUAAUACAAUAUCAGUGUUGUUGAAUUACUGUAAACUGUUUUUCGUUAUUUGUCAUAACUUAUUUAUUAAAAUAAGUUUAUAUAUUUUGUUUAUCAAGCAUAGUUCAGUGUAAAUGGACGUCCAAUUAAUUUAGUCGGGCACUGUCAAGCGAAGUGGCUAAUGCGAGUUUGCUUGAGCCUGCUAACGAGAGCUGUUGGCUAACACGUUAGCAGCUACCAACUUAGCCAUCAUUUUUUCACAGCCGGGUAGGCUAACGGUAACGUACUAUAGCUCGGCGCCGACCACUCAAGUGAAGGACGGAAGAUAAAUGUCCACGAAAUAUGGAAGUAAACGUGUUACCUAAAGUAGAUGGCUUAGUUUGUUAACGUUAACUUACUAGUAUAGAGUCGAGAUUUAAAUAAUGGCUGCCAAGAAAGAGAAAGACCAAGAUCGUGACUUUACAAAAAUUACACCUGUGCUACUGAAGUCCACAGCGGGGGAAUUUGAGCUGGAGUCAAUCUUGUUCCUUAAACUCAGAAAUCUUGGCAUAUUUGAUCUUGGAUGUGUAGGCGAAUGCAAAAGCCUGGAGAGACUGGACCUCUCAGGGAAUAACAUCACAAAUUUAACUCCCCUAGCCUCUCUCCGACUGCUCCUAGUGCUUAAUCUGUCUUCUAAUCGGAUUUCAAAUUUAGAACCCAUUUCCAACUGUGACAGUCUACAGAGCCUCAAUGUUGCUGGUAACCUUAUUAGCAGUAUUGACAACCUCAAGUGUCUGCAGUCUCUAAGGCAAAUGGAAAGCAUUCGUCUAAAGGAUAACACUUAUAAUUACACAAAUCCAGUUUGCAAGAACUCUUCAUAUAGAAACAUACUUCUUGAAAUUUUUCCAAACCUGAAGGCGGUGGAUGGUGAAAGAGUGGUUGGACAGGGAAGUGAUCUGUAUCAGCUGUGCAAAGACAUUGAUGACACUAUUAAAGCUGGCAUGUUAAAAAAUGGACAGAUUCAAGAACUCCCCGAGUGCAAGCCAUGGGUUGAAGAUGGUUUCUGGGAAAUAAAGAGAUCGAACAAUGCUAUCAUUGAAGAAGCCUGUAAACAGUUCAAUGAUAUUCUGAGUGAAUGCCGACUCCUGAACCACAAAGCUGCUCAUGUGAUCACCCAGACUGAGAGGACCCUGAGCAGCAGCGCCCAGCCAAAGCAGUAUACUGUGUGAAAAUGGCUGAGCUACACACCCGUCUGUAAAAAGGCAUUGGAGCUUAUGUCGUGUUUUGUACCAUGAGGGAUUUGGUUUAUCAUCAGUACAGGAAUCCUAGAAUUCCAUUUUUCUGCAGAGUCCUGGCUGCUUGUGUGUGUGUGUGUGUGUGUGUGUGUGUGUGUGUGUGUGUGUGUGUGUGUUAUUUACCUUUUGUACCUUUUUUAUUGUGAUGGUGUUUGGGUGUUUAUUUUGCACACAAAGCACAGUAAAACAACCAAUUGUUCCUAUGUAUGCUGCUAUUUAGAUAUGGACCUGCUUUUGUAUAUUAAUGUCUUUGUUUGUUUAUGGACAGUGGUAAAGUUUGUCAGUAUUUAUUAACUGCAUUGAUUUUACUGCUGUCAUGUCUUAAGUGAGGUGUAUGUCAUGGUUUCUGCAGAAUGCAGAUGUUAUAGGUGAAGUGAGUCUGUUGCGUAGACCUGUGCUUAAUAUGUAUGGCCAACGUUAUGAAUACUGAAUGAAGAUGUUCAAUUAAAGCUUGUGUUCAGUUUGA
Molecule: messenger RNA, 1981 nt
Organism: Conger conger (European conger)
Lineage: Eukaryota; Metazoa; Chordata; Actinopteri; Anguilliformes; Congridae
Product: leucine-rich repeat-containing protein 61-like
Exons: 9
Coding region: 664-1449 (261 amino acids)
Biological process (GO): outer dynein arm assembly
Cellular component (GO): cytoplasm
Molecular function (GO): protein binding
Source: RefSeq, a predicted model, not a curated record